AGGAAUUUGUCAAAUAGGAACGGAUUGCACCUUCAGUUGAACAAUAUUCACUGGGUGGAAUUUUUAAUGCGUAGAAUCAGUUUGCCAUGUUUCCAUAAGUAAAAGAUGGAUAUGCUCCCAUAGAAUAGAAUGAAGACAAACACAGAGAUGGUGUGUCUGAGAAAUUUCAAAAGGUGCAGGCCUCCUGAUUGAAGCACAAUAAAGUUAUUAGAUUCUUUUUUUUAUUUAUAUUCCUGUACACCUUCAAGGGGAAGUCAUGAUUACACUAACAGAGCUAAAAUGUUUAGCAGAUGCCCAGUUAUCUUAUCACAUCCUCAAGCCAUGGUGGGACGUCUUCUGGUAUUACAUUACCCUCAUCAUGCUGCUGGUGGCUGUGCUGGCUGGCGCGCUCCAGCUCACACAGAGCAGGGUUCUCUGCUGUCUCCCGUGUAAAGUGGAAUUCGACAAUCACUGUGCCGUGCCUUGGGACAUCCUGAAAGCCAGCCUGAAUGCUUCUUCUGAUCCUGAGAUGACGCUUCCACUGCCUCUCAGAAUCCAGAAUGACCUCCACCGACAGCAGUACUCCUAUAUCGAUGCCGUCUGUUACGAGAAGCAACUCCACUGGUUUGCCAAGUUUUUCCCCUAUCUGGUGCUCCUGCACACACUCAUCUUUGCAGCAUGCAGCAACUUUUGGCUUCACUAUCCCAGCACAAGUUCCAGACUGGAGCAUUUUGUGACCAUCCUACACAAGUGCUUUGAUUCUCCCUGGACCACGCGUGCCCUGUCGGAAACGGUGGCCGAGCAAUCAGUGAGGUGCCUGACUCUCUCCAAAUCCAAAGUGUUGCUUUCAGCCUCCGGAUGUUCCGCGGAGGUCGAUUCCAGCAAGCAGUCCCUGCCUUACCCACAGCCUGGCAUGGAGUCAGGUGGCAUCGAAAGUUCAAAUUCCAGUGUCCUGGACAAGAAAGAGGGGGAGCAGGCCAAAGCCAUCUUUGAAAAAGUCAAAAGGUUCCGCCUGCACGUGGAGCAGAAGGACAUCAUUUACAGAGUGUAUCUGAAGCAGAUCAUUGUCAAAGUCAUUUUGUUUGUCCUAAUCAUAACUUACGUUCCGUAUUUUCUAACCUACAUCACUCUUGAAAUAGACUGUUCCGUGGAUGUACAGGCUUUCACAGGAUAUAAGCGCUACCAGUGUGUCUACUCAUUGGCCGAAAUCUUUAAGGUCCUGGCUUCUUUUUAUGUCAUUUUAGUUAUACUUUAUGGUCUCACCUCCUCCUACAGCCUGUGGUGGAUGUUGAGGAGUUCUCUGAAGCAAUAUUCCUUUGAGGCACUAAGAGAAAAAAGCAACUACAGCGACAUCCCCGACGUGAAGAACGACUUUGCCUUCAUCCUCCAUCUAGCUGAUCAGUAUGAUCCGCUCUACUCCAAACGCUUCUCCAUAUUCCUGUCAGAGGUCAGUGAGAACAAACUCAAACAGAUCAACCUCAAUAAUGAGUGGACAGUGGAAAAACUGAAGAGUAAGCUUGUCAAAAAUGCCCAGGACAAGGUGGAAUUGCAUCUUUUCAUGCUAAAUGGUCUUCCAGACAAUGUCUUCGAACUCACAGAGAUUGAAGUGCUCAGCUUGGAGCUGAUCCCUGAGGUGAAGCUACCCUCCUCAGUUUCGCAGCUGUCCAACCUCAGGGAGCUGCACGUAUACCAUUCCUCUUUGGUUGUAGAUCAUCCUGCGCUUGCUUUUCUGGAGGAGAAUUUAAGAAUCCUCCGCCUGAAAUUUACUGAAAUGGGGAAAAUUCCACGCUGGGUGUUUCACCUUAGGAAUCUCAAAGAACUCUAUCUGUCAGGCUGUGUGCUCCCUGAGCAAGUGAAUACCUUACAGUUAGAGGGUUUUCAGGACUUAAAGAACCUGAGGACCCUCUACCUAAAGAGCAGCCUGUCCCGGAUUCCACAGGUUGUUACCGACCUUCUCCCUUCUCUGCAGAAACUCUCCCUCGAUAAUGAGGGAAGCAAACUGGUUGUAUUAAACAACUUGAAAAAGAUGGUCAAUCUGAAAAGCCUCGAGCUGAUCAGCUGCGACCUGGAACGCAUUCCACACUCCAUUUUCAGCUUGAACAACUUGCAUGAGUUAGACCUCAAAGAAAAUAAUCUUAAAACUGUGGAAGAGAUCAUUAGCUUUCAGCAUCUCCAGAAUCUUUCCUGCUUGAAGCUGUGGCACAAUAACAUUGCUUAUAUUCCCGCCCAGAUUGGGGCAUUAUCUAAUCUAGAGCAGCUUUCCUUGGACCAUAACAAUAUUGAGAAUCUGCCCUUGCAGCUUUUUCUAUGCACCAAACUACACUAUUUGGAUCUGAGCUAUAACCACCUGACCUUCAUUCCAGAAGAAAUCCAGUAUCUGAGUAAUUUGCAGUACUUUGCUGUGACCAACAACAAUAUUGAGAUGCUUCCUGAUGGGCUGUUUCAGUGCAAAAAACUGCAAUGUUUACUUUUGGGGAAAAAUAGCCUGAUGAGUUUGUCUCCUCAUGUGGGUGAACUGUCCAACCUUACUCAUCUGGAGCUCAUUGGUAAUUACCUGGAAACACUUCCUCCUGAACUGGAAGGAUGUCAGUCCCUAAAGCGGAGCUGUCUGAUUGUCGAGGAAAGUUUGCUCGCUACUCUUCCCCUCCCUGUAACAGAACGUCUGCAGACUUGCUUAGACAAAUGCUGACCUAAAGGGAAAAUGAUCUUUCAAAGUAAUCCCCAGGGCUUUAAGUAAUGAAAAUUUCCCAAGCAAGGAAGAUAAACUGGAUACUAAUUAUUACUACAACGAAUGUGUUAUAAAAGCAUCAAUGACUAGCCCUAAAUUAAGCAGGUAAAAAGUGUUAACGCUGAACUAACUGAAGUCUUGUGAAUUAUUGCUCUUUAAUUUAUUGAGAUGUAAGAAGUUCACUUUGAGGUUGGAAGGGAGGGAAUCAUGAAAUUAUGGAAUCUCUUGCUUAGGUUUUUACUUCCUCUCCUAGGCCCCUUAAUUGUACGACUGUUUUAAAGACUUUCUGUUUUGAUAUCAAUCACCAUGGCCAUAAAUUCAUCAAUGUACAUUUUCUUUCUGUAACUGCACCACUGUAUUUGAUUUAUGUUCUUAAGCAUUUUUAGGCAGGGUGCAUUGUGAUUGGCAGAAUUCUUGGCUUCAUUUUUACUUGGUUCCCCUGUUUUCUUGAGUUUUCCUUGAUCUAGUUUCUUUUGAUACCAAUGAGAAAGUGCCUGUCUUUGGAAUAGAACAGCAACAGGCUACUUAGGGCAUGUCACUCCAGUGGAAUCCUGAAAGUGAAUGAGGUCUCUAAAACAUCAUCUUGUGUGUCAUCAGUCUUUUUUUUUAUUUGCUAAUAAGUUUUAUAUUAAAUAGAAAAUAUAAAAAUAUUUUAUUGCAUAUUGAGUCCAAAAAUCUAUAAUAAUUUUUAUAAGGUACAACAAAUUCAUUUAAGAAUUUACUAUUCAUACUUGGUUUGGCUGCAUAUGAUACUUAUACUUGUAUACAUUAUGCUCCAGAAUGUUUUUGUACUCUGUAUCUAAUUACGUUAAAAUGAUAAAAGACUUGUGUUUCCUGCUUUCAACUACUUGGGGGCUUUUCCUUGCCCUUACUCCUUUUCUGGUUACUGUACGACUACAAUAUUUCAUUAUUUCAAAAAACUGAUUGCAGAGAAAAGAACAGAUUGGAAUUUGUAGCAUUUAUUGUCAUGGUUCGUAGCAACUAAGCAAGAAUUAAAGCAAAAUGCUUUCAUCUAUCUGCAUGAUCUCUAGAUAUGAUUCUAAGGUUUAACACCGCUUCUAUUCAGUGUUUUCUCAAAGCUCACAAUGAAGUAGAUCCACUCAGCUGAAAUUCAUCUCAUGCCUUUUUCUAGCUUUACCGGAAUACAUUUUCAUUUUCCCCUUUUAUUUUAUAAAGAGCUUUGUGUUUGGCCCUUUUAUUAUGCAUAUUGUAAAAUGAGUAAAAACAGCUCUUGUGGGGGAAAUGUACAUAUUAAUGUGUUUUUCCUCUGAUGGGUCUCACAUUUGGGAUAUGAUGAUGGUGUU
Molecule: messenger RNA, 4011 nt
Organism: Suncus etruscus (white-toothed pygmy shrew)
Lineage: Eukaryota; Metazoa; Chordata; Mammalia; Eulipotyphla; Soricidae
Gene: LRRC8B
Product: leucine rich repeat containing 8 VRAC subunit B
Exons: 5
Coding region: 257-2668 (803 amino acids)
Molecular function (GO): protein binding
Source: RefSeq, a predicted model, not a curated record